This is a messenger RNA of Podarcis lilfordi (Lilford's wall lizard), 330 nucleotides long. Lineage: Eukaryota; Metazoa; Chordata; Lepidosauria; Squamata; Lacertidae. The record is from the annotation of a GenBank genome assembly.
AUGACAAGACCUUAUUACACAUCUGAAAACCCUGGCAUGGUGCUCUCCGGCAUUUCCUUCCAAUGCAAUGUUUCCACAGCUCCCUCUUUGUGCCAUGAUUUGGUGGGCAGCUUCUGGAUGCUGGUCUCGCUGCCUCCUGAGUAUUUAUAUGUUGCUGGCACUGUGCGUUGUCGAAUUGCGCAUCUGCGGCCUUCAGAAAAGCACGAAAUUGAAAUGGUGCCCGGGCUGCAUCAGAGAUAUAAAUAUAUUAUGGAUUGUGCAGAUGCAGGCUGGCGUACGAUGGCAAAAGGAGCUGUCGACCAAUCAUUUGGAUCUCUGCUGUUUGACUGA